AGAAGGUUCGCCAAGCCCUUGAUGAUUUGCAGAGGCAGUUGACCGACAUGAACGCCGAGGCAGGUAUACAGAGGCUGGCUUGGCGGGACAUCGAGACCCAGGCGGAGAAGAUCGUGCACUACAUCGACAACUCGAAGAUGGAGAGGACCGCUGACGGUCUCAACCCCAGCCAUCGUCGCCCCGUGCAGGACGUGCUUGACGGAGUCAAGGUUGUGUCGGAAGAUGCUGGGGUCCUCCAGACUAACGUGGUCCAAUUCAAAACGGCAACACAGAGAGUGCGGGAGGAUCUCCGUCAAUUGUCUUUGAUGGACGAAUCUGCUGUUGUGCUAGCUGCACCUGGAGGCCCACCAACGUCUCCUCUGGCACCGCUGUACGACCUGAUCACCCGCACCGUGAAUGUGAUGAGGACCGCCAUGGGAAGUAGUGGCGGUGUGGCAUAGCUUGCACAGACCAUGGGGUCCUCUCUGACCGUAGGGUGAACAGAAACCAUACCUGCCGUGUCCCUUUCUUGUCCUCCUAGGA
Messenger RNA from Branchiostoma floridae (Florida lancelet), 522 nucleotides. RefSeq lists its product as uncharacterized. Bases 48 to 440 code for a protein of 130 amino acids. The record is from RefSeq and is a predicted model, not a curated record. The transcript has 2 exons. Lineage: Eukaryota; Metazoa; Chordata; Leptocardii; Amphioxiformes; Branchiostomatidae.